AGUUGGACUUGAGCCAGAGCACAGCCUGUUUUCCUCUCCUCUUUUUCUCUUUCCUUUUGCGGGCUACUUUUUCCAAGCACUCUGCAAAACUGCUCUACAAGAACAAAGCCAGUUGCAAGAGAUGAAACCAUUGGAGGAAAAGAUCUCCUUGAACAUUGGGGGUCUCCGGUAUGAGACCUAUGCCAGCACCCUCCAGGCUUUCCCUGGUACCAAGCUAUGCCGCCUGAUGGAGCCCCAGGCAGCCUCCACCUUUGACUACGACCCGGACACCAAGGAGUUCUUCUUUGAUAGAAGUUCCUGCCUCUUUGAGGAGGUGCUCAACUACUACAGAACCAAACAGCUCCACUGCCCUGACCUGACCUGCAAGUCAGCCCUGGACGAGGAACUGGCCUUCUGGGGGCUCAGCAAUGCCCCCCUGGCACCCUGCUGCUGGCAGAAAUUGGCCAUCGCUGAGGGGCAAAAGGAAGAGUACAGCAUCCAAGAGGAAGACCAAGCAGUCACUGGGUUCCUGGACCAGGCGGGAAGGAACCAGAGCGCCUGGAGGGGCCGAUGCCGGACCAGAAUCUGGGCCAUGUUUGAGAAGCCCUUCUCCAGUUUAAGCACAAAGGGCUUGGCUGCUGUGUGUCUGCUCUUCAAUAUAGGGAUAUGCUGCCUUUUUAUUGCCAAAGCUUUUGAAGACACCCAUUUUUUUCAUGUUUACAUUUUGGAAAAUCAAACCAAUCUUACUUCCGCCUUUCACACUGAAGCUGACCAUCCCUUUUACGCAAGGCCCCUUUACCUCCUUCUCUCGGAACUUUUCUGCGUCCUGUGGUUCACGCUUGAAUUAUUUUUGCGACUCCUUUCCUGCCCAAAUAAGAAGGAAUUUCUCCAAAGCCCACUGAAUGUGGCUGACUUCCUUUCCCUCUUCCCUGUUUACAUCGAACUUCCUUUGUUUGGGCAUCCCACAAGCCAUCAGCAUUUGGUAUUCUGGCUGGACUUCUUGCGGGCCUUGUAUUUCUUCAAACUCUUGAAGGUCCUCAAGCUGGUAGAGACUCCUGUGAUGCUGAAAGUGCUCUCUUAUACCUCCAGGGCCCUCAUCAGAGAGACCUUCCUCCUCCUGCUGGUUCUACUCUUUGAAAUCCUUUUCUUUGGUUGUCUCUGUUAUUUUGUAGACAUAAUUGAAGAUAACACAUAUACACAUUUUCUUGACAUCGGCUCAGCUUUCUGGUGGGCAGUGGUCACCUUGACUACAGUAGGUUAUGGAGACAUUGUACCUAUUUCUCUAGUUGGUAAACUGAUUGGAGCCUGCACAGCACUAUGUGGUAUCCUCACCAUUAUCAUCCCAAUUCCCUUCUUCUGUAUCAAAUUCCAAGGCUAUUAUGAUGCGGUCAUGAUCAAAGAGAAGAGAAAGAGACAAACGGUCACCUUGCCAUCAUGAUGGAUGGGCUGGAUGCUUCCAGUCUUUCAUCGGGAAAAGAUGUGUACUUCCAAACUGCUUCUGCUCCUUCCAUCCUGUCAUGCGUUAAUGCUUUCAUAAAGCCACUCUCAGUCUGCUCCUGGAACUUCUCCACAAUGGACAUGAUCAUCUUCACGAAAGUCUUAUUUUCAAAAGGUUUCAGAAUAAUUUUGAAAAAGUUCUUGCUUCCAACUAAGCCGGCAAAUAGCAGCCUCUUUCCCACUACAGACUUAUUUAGACUUAUAUACUGCUUCAUAGCACUUCACAGUCCUCUCUAAGUGGUUUUCAGAGUCAGCAUCUUGCCUUCAACCAUCUGGAUCCUCAACAUUUUACCCACCUCGGAAGGAUGGAAGGCUGAGUCAACCUUGAGCCGGUGAGAAUCGAACUGCCAAACUGCUGGCAGUAAGCAGAAUUAGCCUGCAAUACUGCAUUCUAACCACUCUGCCACCACAGCUCUAUCUAGGCCAGGGGUGUCCAAACUUGGUCCCUUUAAGACUUGUGGACUUCAACUCCCAGAGUCCCUCA
Ahaetulla prasina is the source of this 1960-nucleotide messenger RNA. Its product is annotated as potassium voltage-gated channel subfamily C member 1-like. Lineage: Eukaryota; Metazoa; Chordata; Lepidosauria; Squamata; Colubridae. Gene Ontology annotation, biological process: potassium ion transmembrane transport; protein homooligomerization. Gene Ontology annotation, molecular function: protein binding; delayed rectifier potassium channel activity. The transcript is spliced from 3 exons. Bases 122 to 1417 code for a protein of 431 amino acids. Gene Ontology annotation, cellular component: voltage-gated potassium channel complex; dendrite membrane; axon. The record is from RefSeq and is a predicted model, not a curated record.